Cynocephalus volans (Philippine flying lemur) is the source of this 3478-nucleotide messenger RNA. RefSeq names its product Rho GTPase activating protein 17 (gene ARHGAP17). The record is from RefSeq and is a predicted model, not a curated record. Gene Ontology annotation, cellular component: intracellular anatomical structure; cytoplasm; cytosol. Gene Ontology annotation, biological process: regulation of actin cytoskeleton organization; positive regulation of GTPase activity; signal transduction. Gene Ontology annotation, molecular function: protein binding; GTPase activator activity. The coding region runs from base 121 to 2763 and encodes 880 amino acids. Lineage: Eukaryota; Metazoa; Chordata; Mammalia; Dermoptera; Cynocephalidae. The transcript is spliced from 20 exons.
GCCGCCGGCCCGGGGAACCGCCGCCGCAGCCUGGGCUGGGAAGCGAUGUAGGAUCUGCCAGGCCGUCCCCAGCCUUGCUCGGCCCGAGCCCCACGGGCCGCCGCCGCCGUCGCCGCCGCCAUGAAGAAGCAGUUCAACCGCAUGAAGCAGCUGGCCAACCAGACCGUGGGCAGAGCUGAGAAAACAGAAGUCCUCAGUGAAGAUCUUUUACAGAUUGAGCGGCGCCUGGAUGCAGUGCGGUCAAUGUGCCACCAUUCCCAUAAGCGCCUGAUGGCGUGCUUCCAAGGCCAGCAUGGCACUGAUGCCGAGAGGAGACACAAAAAACUCCCGCUAACAGCUCUCGCUCAGAAUAUGCAAGAAGCAUCAGCUCAACUAGAAGACUCUCUCCUGGGGAAGAUGCUGGAGACGUGCGGAGAAGCUGAGAAUCAGCUGGCCCUCGAGCUCUCUCAGCAUGAGGUCUUCAUUGAGAAAGAGAUCGUGGACCCUCUCUAUGGCGUAGCAGAGGUGGAGAUUCCCAACAUCCAGAAACAGAGGAAACAGCUCGCUAAGUUGGUGUUAGACUGGGAUUCAGUCAGAGCUAGAUGGAACCAAGCCCACAAAUCUUCAGGAACCAACUUUCAGGGGCCUCCAUCAAAAAUAGAUACCCUAAAGGAAGAAAUGGAUGAAGCUGGAAAUAAAGUAGAACAGUGCAAGGAUCAACUCGCAGCAGACAUGUACAACUUCAUGGCCAGAGAAGGGGAGUACGGCAAAUUCUUUGUUACGUUAUUAGAAGCCCAAGCAGAUUACCAUAGAAAAGCGUUAGCAGUCUUAGAAAAGGCCCUUCCCGAAAUGCGAGUCCAUCAAGAUAAGUGGGCAGAAAAGCCAGCCUUCGGGACUCCUUUGGAAGAACACCUGAAGCGCAGCGGGCGCGAGAUUGCGCUGCCCAUCGAAGCCUGUGUCAUGAUGCUCCUGGAGACGGGCAUGAAGGAGGAGGGCCUUUUCCGAAUUGGGGCUGGGGCCUCCAAGUUAAAGAAACUGAAAGCCGCUUUAGACUGUUCUACUUCUCACCUGGAUGAGUUCUACUCAGACCCCCAUGCUGUAGCAGGUGCUUUGAAGUCCUAUUUACGGGAGUUGCCUGAACCAUUGAUGACUUUUAAUCUGUAUGAAGAAUGGACACAAGUUGCAAGUGUGCAAGAGCAAGACAAAAAACUUCAAGAUUUAUGGAGAACAUGUCAGAAGUUGCCACCACAAAAUUUUAUUAACUUUAGGUAUUUAAUCAAGUUCCUCGCAAAGCUUGCUCAGACCAGUGACAUCAAUAAAAUGACUCCCAGCAACAUUGCAAUUGUGUUAGGGCCUAACCUGCUAUGGGCCAAAAAUGAAGGAACACUUGCUGAGAUGGCAGCAGCCACGUCUGUCCACGUGGUUGCAGUGAUUGAACCCAUCAUCCAGCAUGCUGACUGGUUCUUCCCUGAAGAGGUGGAAUUUAACGUCUCAGAAGCAUUUGUCCCUCUCACCCCAAAUUCUAAUCACUCAUCCCACACUGGCAACGACUCUGACUCGGGGACCUUGGAGAGGAAGCGGCCCGCCAGCAUGGCAGUGAUGGAAGGGGACUUGGUGAAGAAGGAGAGCUUUGGUGUGAAGCUUAUGGACUUCCAGGCCCACCGGCGGGGUGGCACUCUAAAUAGAAAGCACAUAUCACCCGCUUUCCAGCCGCCACUCCCGCCCACAGAUGGCAGCAGCUUGGCUCCAGCGGGCCCAGAACUCCCUCUCCAGAGCUCUAGGGCUGAAAGCAGCUCAGGGGGUGGGACUGUCCCCUCCUCUGCGGGCAUACUGGAGCAGGGGCCGAGCGCCGGUGACAGCAGUGCUCCAAAACCCAAGGACACUGUAUCUGCAGCAGUACCUGCACCGGGGAGAGCCAGCAGUCAGGUGACCACUGGCCAAAACCAGGCCCAGGCAGCUGCCACCUCUCAUCAGCUCUCUGUUGGCCCUGCUCACAACACCGCUGGCCCCAGUCCACAUACUGUGCGCCGAGCUGUUAAAAAACCUGCUCCAGCUCCCCCGAAACCAGGAAACCCACCUCCUGGCCAUCCUGGGGGCCAGAGUUCUCCAGGAACAUCUCAGCAUCCACCCAGUCUGUCCCCAAAGCCGUCCACCCGAAGUCCUUCUCCUCCCACCCAGCUUGCGGGCCAGGCUCCAGGCCCGUCCUCCACCACCUCCCAGCUCUCUGCACCCCGGAGGUACUCCAGCAGCCUGCCUCCAAUACAAGCUCCCAGUCACCCGCCGCCGCAGCCCCCGACCCAAGCCAUGCCACUGACACACACCAAACCAAGUAGCCAGGGCCCUCCCACCCCUGUGGCGUUGCCCAGUGAGCACGGACUUGAGCAGCCAUCUCACACCCCGCCCCAAACUCCAACGCCCCCCAGUACCCCACCUCUAGGAAAACAGCACCCUGGCCUGCCAGCUUCUCAGACUCUGGCGGCAAGUAACCCUGAGACUGCGCAGCCACAUGCUGGAACCUUACCAAGACCGAGACCAGUCCCAAAGCCGAGGAACCGACCCAGCGUGCCCCCGCCCCCUCAUCCUCCUGGUGCCCACCCAGCCACAGAUGGCAACCUCACCAGCACAGCACCGACAGCCUCCAAAAUAGUAACAGACACCAAUUCCAGGGUUUCAGAACCGCUUCGCAGCAUCUUUCCUGAAAUGCACUCAGACUCGGCAAGCAAAGACCUGGCCAGCCGCAUUCUGCUGGACAUAGACAAUGACACAGAAAGUACCGCCCUGUGAAGAAAGCCAUCUCCCUGCCCUUGACCCCUUCCAAACUCACCUUUGCAGACCAAACAGUGAGCAGCUUUCAGUGGAGGAACAAAGAAAGCCUUGUUCUGCAGGACUCAGCCUUCUGCACAGCCUGAGGAGAACAUGGGGCCAACACUUAAAGCUGAAUGACCUGUGUCUUGAAGAAGUUUGCUUUCUUCACAAGGAAAAGAAAUCAUGCCAAAAAUUCAAAAACAAAGAAAUACCUGGAGUGGAAAGAGCCUUACUGCUGAGCCGUGUGUAGGAAGCUUUUGUCGCUGCUGUUAAUGCCGCCAACACCAACAGCAAUUUGGAAUGGGUGAGAAGCAAAGCGCCAACUAUCUAUUUAAUAAAAUACAUUAAUUAUGUAAGUCACCUGCUUCCUGCUACUUGGACUUUCAUUCUUACAUAUCAGGAGGAGGUUCCUCUCCUUCAGACUUGCUGCAGAGUCAUUUUGUAUGGAAUGUGGUCUGUGUCUCCCCCAGCCCCUCAAAACUGUGUGCAUUGAUGGUGACUGCUGGAUCUGUCACCUCAUCAAACUGGAUGUGACUCGUGCCUUGUCAGAUUGCAGAAUGUAGAAGGAAAUGUACUGUUCUUUUUUUAAAAAAAAAAAAAAAACAAUGUAAUGGCUACUUGAUAAAGAUCAAACAUUAUUCUAGUUUCAUGUUUAAUUUGAAUUAAAUAUAUUCUGUGGUUUAUAUGAAAAGUU